CUGUGUGUCACCGCGCCGAGUGGGCCUGCAGGCCUAGGGGAGGCUGCACGGCUUUUGGGGUGGAGUGAGGAGGCCAAGAGCUGCACCACACUGGGGGAGGAGGCCGAAAUUGCAGGGAGCGUGAUGGAGGAGGGCCCUGGGGAGUGGCCCAAAUGGGGCACGACCUUCAGGAGCUGACGGUGCGGUGGGGCGCGCAGGUGGUUCGCGGGCUUCACACGGGCACCCUGGCUGCUUCCCGCGGUUGGCAUCUAUUUGUUCCCACGUGCCCCGGGUCAGUUCAUUACUGGACUCGCGCACUCGUGCAUUUCCGCAGGUAUUAAUUCAUGGAGACACGUGAGCAUCUUACCCUCUGGGCUGCCCUCUGUUCGUCCCCACUUUUCCGAGGAGUCCUCCGUCCCCGAAGCCCCAGCUCCCGGUGUCCCACCGGACCCUGCCCCGCGCACGCGCCCGCGUCCGCCAUUUCCAUCUCUCCUAUUGGGCCCGCUGCCUCCGCGCUCAGAAGUUUCAACCAAUGGGAAGCUCCAAGCAGCCUCCGCGCUUGGAAGCUUCAACCAAUCAGGUUCAGCCAAUGGGGGGGCGCCAGGAUAAAGGGCCUCGCGCUGGAUCGCUGGGAGUUCGUCGGUGUCGGCGGGUCCCAGGCUGCGAGGCGCUUGGCUUUCCCGGCAAGUGUGCGUGCGGCUCCGCGUCUGAGGAGCGGCACUUGCACGCUGCGGGCCUUCGCCGCCCUUCAGGACGUUUCCGGUAGGCUCCGGAAGGCGUCCGGUCGCCGUCGUCUCCUCUCGGGAGCCGAUCAGACGCCGUGAUGAGUUCGAACCGAUCCGAGCCCGCGGGGAAACAGAAGAGGACCCGGGACCGCAGGAAACGUCGCGAAGGGCUGGUCUCCGAGGCCGGGGGCGGACGCAGCGCGGGAAGAAGGGCCGACCGCCCUCCGUCCCCCAUCAUUGCAGCAGGCCGCAUGGAGCUCAGCGGCGCGCCCGUGCGGCGCUUCACAGUGGAUGACUUUGAAAUCGGGCGUCCUCUGGGCAAGGGGAAAUUUGGGAAUGUGUACCUGGCUCGGCUCAAGGAAAGCCAUUUUAUCGUGGCCCUGAAAGUCCUCUUCAAGUCCCAGAUCGAAAAGGAAGGACUGGAGCCCCAGCUGCGCAGGGAAAUUGAAAUCCAGGCGCACCUGCAACACCCCAAUAUCCUGCGCCUCUACAACUAUUUCCAUGAUGCCCGCCGCGUGUACCUGAUUCUGGAAUAUGCUCCAAGGGGUGAGCUCUACAAGGAGCUGCAGAAGAGCCACACAUUAGACGAACAGCGCACAGUGACGAUAAUGGAGGAAGUGGCAGAUGCUCUGAUCUACUGCCACGAAAAAAAGGUGAUCCACAGGGAUAUUAAGCCAGAGAACCUACUGCUGGGGCUCAGGGGUGAGGUGAAGAUUGCAGACUUUGGCUGGUCUGUGCACACCCCAUCUCUGAGGAGAAAGACAGCGUGUGGGACUCUGGACUACUUGCCCCCCGAAAUUAUUGAAAGGAGAACAUAUAAUGAGAAAGUAGAUCUGUGGAGCAUUGGAGUGCUGUGUUAUGAGCUGCUGGUGGGAAGUCCACCCUUUGAGAGCCCUUCCCAUAUUGAGACAUACCAGCGCAUCCUCAAGGUCGAUGUAAGGCUUCCCCCAUCAUUACCUUUGGGGGCCCGGGACUUGAUCUCCAGGCUUCUCAGGUACCAGCCUUCAGAGCGGCUGCCCUUAGCCCAGAUCCUGGAGCACCCCUGGGUUCGGGCCCACUCUCAGAGAGUGUUGCCUCCAUCCAUUCAGAUGGCUUCUUGAGCCUUGUGUGCACAUGUUUCAUUGUGGUUGCCCAGAGAGCUCUCCUGGGUCUACUGUUUUAUCAGUCUUUUGUUGGUUUUAGAUUCACAAUUUUAAUUAAUAAAACUUGAAUCAUUUUGUA
Molecule: messenger RNA, 1925 nt
Organism: Mustela erminea (ermine)
Lineage: Eukaryota; Metazoa; Chordata; Mammalia; Carnivora; Mustelidae
Gene: AURKC
Product: aurora kinase C
Exons: 6
Coding region: 803-1804 (333 amino acids)
Biological process (GO): protein phosphorylation; mitotic spindle organization; regulation of cytokinesis
Cellular component (GO): spindle microtubule; chromosome passenger complex; spindle pole centrosome
Molecular function (GO): ATP binding; protein kinase activity
Source: RefSeq, a predicted model, not a curated record